Molecule: messenger RNA, 3266 nt
Organism: Cololabis saira (Pacific saury)
Lineage: Eukaryota; Metazoa; Chordata; Actinopteri; Beloniformes; Belonidae
Gene: dok1b
Product: docking protein 1b
Exons: 5
Coding region: 279-2294 (671 amino acids)
Biological process (GO): positive regulation of MAPK cascade; cell surface receptor protein tyrosine kinase signaling pathway
Cellular component (GO): cytoplasm
Source: RefSeq, a predicted model, not a curated record
GGAGACACAUACACGUCCCUCCGACAACAUUUACACUUUAUUUAAGCUUGUAGGAACAAGUCGGUGUCGGUACGGAGUUUUUAGCUUCCACAAUGUUAGUUUUGGGCGAGAAUUACAUGAGAAAUGUUUUAAUGCUCGGGGAGCGGAAGUGAGAAAAGGGGGAAGUUGUCUGGGGUUAAAGGAGAAAUAAACCCAUAAAAGUGUUUUUUUUAAUUUUAAGUCAAGCUGAAGUUACUUUUUUAUCUGGAGAAGGGUGGACAUUAGUGUUUUGGGAAGAUAUGGACACCCACGUGAAGGAGGGACAACUUUAUGUGCAGCACCAGAAGUUUGGGAAGAAAUGGAAGAAGAACUGGUUCGUGCUCUACCCAGCGAGCCAGAACGGAAUAGCCCGCCUGGAGUUCUACGACGCGCCUUCGGGCGGAGGGGGUACCGUUGGAGGCUCGGGAAGUGGCUCGAACGAGAAAACCAGGAAGCUGGACAAGAAGAUCAUCCGCUUGUCGGAGUGCAUCUCCAUUCUGCCCGCCCUGACGGAGAGCUGCCCCAAAGAAAACAUGUCAGCGUUCUGCGUGGAGACCAACGACAAGACGCACGUGUUCGCUGCAGAGAAGAGCACCGCCAAGGACUGGAUGGACACCAUGUGUGACAUCGCAUUUCAGGGGGGGAGCGGGAGCAGCAGCACUAGUGCAGACUCCAACGGAGGACCCCAGGACAUGCAGAUGUCUGAAAACCUCAUCUACUACUCCAGAGAGGAGGUUAAUGACUUCUGGGUGACCGUUCAGCGGACCGAGGCGUCGGAGCGCUGCGGGCUCACAGGCAGCUACUGGCUGAAAGCUGAAAGCGACAUCUUGGUCCUGAAGGAGCCGAAGACGAAGAGGAAGGUCUUAGUGUGGCCCUACAAGCUGCUGAGAAGAUAUGGGAGGGACCGGGUGAUGUUUUCCUUCGAAGCCGGCCGCCGCUGUGACUCGGGGCCGGGCAAUUUCACUUUUGAGACCAAGCAAGGGAACGAGAUCUUCCUGCUGGUAGACCAGGCCAUCCAGUCGCAGAAGGCUCUGGCCGAGGAGCACCGCCUCAGCUGCAGCAUCGCCUCUGACCCCGACUGCCCCCCGUCGCUGCAGCACAUACGCAACGCCGUGGGCAGCGCCAUGGCGGCGGGGAGCGGCGGCGACAGCAGCAGCUGCAGCAGCCGGGAGGCAGACGGUGAUUCAGGAGGCAGCAAACCGGGCUCCGCCGACGGCGUGCUCGGUAAGAGGGAGGGAGGAGACGGAGGAGGAGGAGGAGCAGGAGGAGCAGGAGGAAGGGGGCAAGGAGCUGGAGCAGGACACAAAGGGAGGAGUUUACCCGAACCUCCAGCAAUGUUGGGGGUUAUGGCGGGGGGAACACCUCCGAGGUCUCCCCGGGGGCAGUCUGGGAAGGCUGCGUCUUCCCCUGACGAACUCGCCGGUCUUUACUCGGAGCCGGUGGAUUCGGUCCGCCUGCCUCUGCAGAACGCCGACUGCCUCUACUCUGACCCGGUGGACAGCAUCAAGGGUCAGACCCCCACCAGCAACCCAUGCAACCCCCCGGUGCCCACGCCACGCCUUCGACCGGUGGGGGACGACACCUCCGGAGGCGGUGGAGGGGAUCACCAGCAGCCGGGGGGCCUGUACUCGCACGUCUACGACUGCAUCAGCGGGCUGAGCCUCAACGGGGCUGCAGCGGGAGGAAGAGGAGCAGGAAGAGGGGCCAACGCUACCAAGAGACCCCCGGGAGGCCAGGCGGAGGGGGCUUCGUCCCCCCCGGUCCUUUGCAUGGAGCACAUCUACGACGAACCCGAGGGUCGAGCUACCGGGACCGCGGGCUUACCGAGUAGCUUAAGCAUGAGUCUGUACGACGAGGCCCGGCUGGAGCUGCUCAGCCAGAGGAGGCAGGAGGACGUGACGACCCCGCCGGGACCGGAGGGGAACCCCAGCGGCUCCCCGCAGGGGAAGCCGUCCGAACCUCAAAGACACAUGCAGCACGGCCCGGGUCGCGGCACGCAGCACCCGCCAGCGCCCAAGUGGCCCAAGCCCGUCACCGCUCCCAAGCCCGGCAAGGGGGCGUUUCCUCGCAAGGACCCCCUGCCGUUGCCCCCCGGGAGACACGGCAGUAACAUCAACAACAACAACAACAUGUGGGGCAGUGGAGGAGGGGGGAGGGAGCUGUACAGCAAGGUGUUGAAGCACAAGCCCCAACCUGGUAGCAAGUGGUGCAGCCAGAACCACCCGGCGCCACUAAAGUCGCCUGACAUCAUUUACGACAACCUGGGAGAUAUUUGACUUUCUUCUCUUUGGACGAGGACUAAAGGAACACCCGAGCGUGGAGAGAGCUGAGCACCGAGCGCCGCUGCCUCCCUGCGUGCCUGCGGGAUGGCCGGGCGAUGUUAGCGCUUUCUAAUCUCACAUUUAUUCCAUCUGUGGACUGCAGUAAUUGUUUUAGACGGCCUGUUCACUCGGAGCUCGGAGGGAAACCCACAUCGUGACUGCGCUCUGAAACACGGAGCUAUUGUCGGGCCACCCUGCGCGUAUGUGUGCACAUGCCCGUGUGUUUUACAGAGGCAGAGUGUUUGCUUGCGUGGUCAGACCCAUAACCAGCGCCUGAAGCCACAGCGCGGUCGGAGCCGGCCACUUUACUUGAACCCACUCGCCAACACAGAAACCAUAUGAAUUCACCAGCUGGAUCUGGGCCUGCAGCCCUGGCUCUAACAGGCUGCUGCAGCGGCUUGGCUCGCCGUGUCCGUGAAAGGGCACUGUGCUCGUGAAGUGACUGGGAAACAGGUUUUUUUUUUCUUUUUCUUUUGCACUGCUGCUUUUCUGUGCCCUAUGAAAGCCAGAGGACAUUGUUUUAACAGGACUGGAGCAGCUUUUGAGACUUGGACCUCAAAGAGGAGCCCACAUUUUUUCUCUUUUGUGUUUUCUGGACUUGCAUAUUACCUGAAAUCCAGCUGAGACGGGAACUUUUUUUAUUCAGCCCGGGACACUAAAAUACGACAAGGCUGCACGUGAUGGAGCCACUCUGUGAAAGUGUCAGCACUGUUUUGGUGCAAGCGUGAGAAGUGGGAUCUUAGGAGAACAGAGACGCACACGGGGAACGUGAUCCCACAAUCAAUAUUCUGCACAACUGUUUUUCUUGAAUCCUGAAUGUUUUUAUGUAUAGAUUAACUAAAUGUAAAACUAAUCGAUCCUCAGAAAUGUAUCAGUGUGUCUGUAUAUGUGUGUCGGAAACAGCUGUGCUGUCUGUAAUAAUAAAAC